Messenger RNA from Sungouiella intermedia, 1275 nucleotides. The record is from the annotation of a GenBank genome assembly. NCBI's taxonomy places the organism in Eukaryota, Fungi, Ascomycota, Pichiomycetes, Serinales, Metschnikowiaceae.
AUGGCCGACAUCCACCUCCCCAUCGCCGAUGAAUUCGACCCGGCAAUUCCUCCCAUUCUUCCCCAUGCUAAAGUCUAUCUCAUCCAGGUAGGCUACAAACUCUUUAGAUUGAGUGGAGCGUCUUUACUGUCGGAUGCUCCGUCAUACUUUACGACUUACUUCUCCCAGGAGGACAAUGCAGAUACCGUGUUGUUCAUUGAUCGAAAUCCAAACAUCUUCGAGAAGAUAUACAACCACUUGCAAGGAUACCAUAUAACAGUUGAGUCCGAUUAUGAGUUCGUACACAUCUGGCUGGACAGCUACUAUUUUGGGUUAAAACGGCUCCAGAGACAGUUGAACAAUGAAGAUAUCUUUGCUUCCAUUGGAGGUCAAUCCUUUAAGGUGGCCAAAGAAUUGUUUGUUCGAACAGGCAACUACCCCAACUUCUUUCUGAUCAAUUAUGACAGCCACAUCACAGACAACAAGCGAUUUAUCAUGGAAAAGUCGAUUAUUCGUCCUCCACCAGAAAGACCUGCCACGGCCGUCUCACGCUCGCCGUUGCUCUUUGCUGAUCUUAUAGAACUUUUGAGAGGAAACACCUCGGUGAUUAAGGACGAUGAGUAUCGCCGACUUUUGGUGAAAGAGGCCAAGUACUACCGCUUUUUGGAGCUCGAACAGCGUAUUCUCAAACAUAAGUUGGUGUUCAAUCCUUUCAUGAAACUGAUGGAGAUCUUACUCAACUUGAAUGAUCUUCAGAGUCGAGGCGUUGCUAAUGUCUCAACUGGUCUCAAUGAUGAAAGACCACUUGAGUACACGCGACCUAAUAUGCUUAAAGAACCACAGCGUGUGCUUCUUCUUCAAAUUGAGUCAACACCUGAGUCAGAGGUCAAGUUGGUAUUAAACAGAACUACCCAAUUGACUACGCUUUUCAUCUCCAACAAAUUGGCCCACACUUACAACUCCGUCUUUAAGAGGGUCAUCAUGGACUUACAAGAUGUGACUGUUUCUAAUCGGUUGGUGCUUUUGGCUGGCUUGGCCAAUUCUAAGAUGGUGGUUAAUGGUAGAGAGUUGAAACAAGAUUGGUUCGUGGAUUUCUUCAAUAAAAAGCCAUCAGAGGAUCCCGAGACAAAAAAGAGAAAGUUGGAUAAGACCGAAGAGGCUGAGUACGUGGAAUUUCGCUUGAAACGGUCGGUUUGGCGUGUGCUCACGCGAGGAGACAAGUCCAGGCUUCAUGCGGUCAAUAUAGAGGGUUACACUGACCAUGAUUUCUAUGGAAAUAGUGUAGAUUUUAUUUAA